Molecule: messenger RNA, 14354 nt
Organism: Pelobates cultripes (western spadefoot toad)
Lineage: Eukaryota; Metazoa; Chordata; Amphibia; Anura; Pelobatidae
Source: the annotation of a GenBank genome assembly
AUGUUGCUGCCCUUCCUCAAUUCUUCGUUCAUUAAGUGCCAACUUAUCACUGAACCACUCGAAGGGCCAUCAAGCAGAGAUCAAAAUGGACCAAGGUGGGCAAACUGAUAGUGGGAGAUGUCUCCUAGUUCACAAAAGAAGGGGAUUUUGUGAUCUCCUUUUAAAACUCCAUAUUGUCACAGGUAAAGGACAAUUCUGAUUACUUCUAGGGAAUAGUGUCAUAUUAAAACAUUUUAAAACUAAAUAAUAAACAAGGGCAUGAAACCUGACAUCAUCGAGAUAGCGCAUUUAAAGGAACACCUAGAACAGCAUGAAUACCCUCAAGUCAUUUAUACUUUGUAAAUGUAAAUUUUUAAAAAGGAACACCAGGGAUCUGGACAAAUGUUUCUGUUUUUUUUUUUUUUUUUUUAAUUAUAGCAUUUCUUUUGUAUGAGAUCAUGAUAAAUUAUCAUUCAAUUUUCAAGUCACUAUUGCUUGAAACAGGCCUAGAUCAAGUCCCGGUAUUCAGAAGCACAUAUAUUUAAAAUGAAUACAUUGAAUUCUAAUUUGAUAGAUUAGAGCUGAUUUUUAUGUCUCUAAUUUUAUGAUAGUUUGCCUUUUACUUUCUGUUUUUUUGUAGUACUGUCCACAGAUAUCGCACACAUUGCUUUAUUAGUUGCCAUGUAUGUCAUGUGCAGCAACACACCACCACCUAGUGGGCAAAUUGUAAUUAAGUAUGAGAAAAAAAAUCCUAAACGAUGCUGAAAUUUAAACACACAUACACACUUUCUCUAUCUCUAGCAGGGUUAUUCAAUAAAGUGAGAAAUCAAGGUGAAUUCAAAGUGAGUUUUAAAUUUAAGGCCAAAGUAGCCGAACUGGGUGCAUACAUGAUUUAGAGACUAGUUCCAGUUCGACUUUCCUUAACUUGAAUUUUACAUUUAUUUUGAAUUCGCUUUAAAUUCUCACUGUAUUAAAUAACUUUCUCUUUCUCACUAUUUGCAGACAUUUUAGAUUACAUACUUUUAAUUAGAAAUGGUGGAAUUAGAAGCAAAGACACAUUUUUUAGACAUUCCACCCAAGUUAUUAGGGACUGAUGACUACUAAGCAUAGUUUUAUUAGAAAUGUAGUUCAGCACUCUCUGGAACAGAAAUAGAAAAAAAAAUGUAAUCUGAUUUCUUUCCUGUCAGAAGAAAUGAAGACUCCAUAUAUUAACACCUUUUCCUAAUUUUAGUCAUUCAUUACUUCCUACUCCCUAUUCUUUGCUUAAUGCUCCCCAUUUGUAUCCUCUUUCUCUGUUAUCCUUGUUUUUGAGAAUUUGGAUUACCAAUAUGCCAGUGAAUGGAAAACAUUUUUUCAGAAGGAUACCCAGAAGGAGAGACAGUGGCAACCAGAACAUAUGAAUGUGCCUAAAUAUACACAAUUGUAAACAAUAUUAUUCAAUCCCCAUUGGAAAACAUGUUUAUUUUAAACAUUUACAGACUUUCAGCUGUUUGCAAUGAAUAACUCAAAUAAAAGCAAUUGAAAUAGCUCAACACAGCCAAUGCAUCAAGUGAUUUCCUCAAAUUCAACUGAAAAUGAAACGUAUAAUGACUUCUCCAAUCUCAAAAUUAUUCAACCCCUUCAUUUUUAGUACUUAGCACAGAACCCUUCUACUGUUAUGACCAGCUGCAAACAAGUUGCACAGCCAGACACUAGCUACAGCAUGGAUUUUCUCAUACUUCAAUUGUGCCUUCCACAUGCUGCAGGUUUCCAGUGGCAGAAUAUGCAAAGCAGCUCCAGAGCAUCAUCAAGCUACCACCAUGCUUAACUGUAGACAGUGUUCUUUUCAGCGUAUGCUUUAUUCUUUGUCUUCCAGACAUACGGACAAUCUGUUGGGACGAAAAGUUCCAAUUUUGUUUCAUCGCUCCACAGAACAGAGUCCAAAAACUUUGGUGGCUUAUUUAUAUGAUUUUGAGCAUAUUGAAGACGACUCUUCUUGUGCUUUUGGGUCAGUAGUGGUGUACGUCUUGGAGUCCUGGCAUGACAACCUCUGUGUUUAGUAAGUGCCUUACUGUGCUCACUGAAACCUCAGUGCCUGUUGCCACCAAGUCUUGCUGCAGGUCUUUUGCAGUAACUCGAGGGUUUUUCACAACCUGACUUCUCAGAAAUUUGGUUGCAGCCAUUAAUAGCUUCCCUUUUCUGCCCGCUCAGCCCCCAGAUCUACAUAUCCAUCAGUGGGGAUUGUGCAGCUGCAUGCUGCUAAACUCAGAGCUGGUGUUAUAGCUCUCUCAAAUGUGAGUUAUAUACCAUAUACAUUAUUGUUGUAUGUCCUGCACCUUGUUCCAUACGCACUGCACCAUCACUGGUUAGUUUCUGCUUUUAUUUCAUAUAUUUCCACCAUUGGAAGUCUGGAUGGUUACCAGUUGAGAACAGACUCCAGCAAUUGUGGACUAAUUAGACUUUAUAUUGGCGCAACCUAUAUUUUGUGUAUAUUGUUCUGCCUUGGUACUGUAACUACUGUUCCUUCAACUGUCUACUUCUAGUAACAUUUAUUACAAACAGCGGAAAGUCUGUAACUUUUGACAAUAAACAUGACUUUCAAUGGGGGUCUAAUAAUUUUAAUUACCACUGUGUGUGUAAAAAUGUAAAGCGUGUGUGUGAAUAUUUGUGUAUAUAUGAAUGUGUUUGGUGGGGUGACAACAUAAAUUUCCACUCUCCGUGCUGGGUAGCCUUGGCAUGCUAUUAGAGGUGGUAAAGAAGAGCUUAAAGGGACACUAUAUUCACUAGAAGAACUACAGCUUAAUGUAGUUGUUCUGGUGACUACUGCCUGUCCCUGCAGGCAUUUUUAUGUAAACACUGCCCUUUCAGAGCUAGUUGAAUUGGCUGAGAUAGUCAAUUCUGAUGAUCUCAGACAAGGAGGGGGGAGGGGAGAAACCAAGAAGCGCUGAAAUAAAUGUGAGUAAACUCACCUUUUACAUUGUUUACAGAAGGGGCAGUUACCUAAACAACACUUUCACAGAUAUAGUGACAGGAAUACAUAUUUGUAUUCCUGUCACUUUAGUGUUCCUUUAACCCCUUAAGGACACAUGACAUGUGUGCAGGGCCGGACUGGCCCACCGGGAUACCGGGAAAUUUCCCGAUGGGCCGUCGGCACCUGGGGCCGGGCAGGCAGCGGGCUCACCUGCGGCCGCAGAGGGAGCUCUUUUGGCGGCCGCAGGGGGAGCUGGCUGUUCUGUCUCUGCUCCCCUUCCCCAGCGCACUACAAAGAGACCGGGGCCGGAAUAUGAUGUCAUAUUCCGGCCCCGGUCUCAUUAAGCAGUGCGCUGGGGAGUGGGAGCAGAGACAGAACAGCCUUUUCGCCCUGCGGCAGCCAAAGGAGCUCCCCACAGGUAGAAAUUGUGUGUGUCAGUGUGAGUGUAUGUGUGUGUGUGUCUCUGUCUGUCAUGGUGUGUGUGUGUCUCUGUCUGUGACAUGGUGUGUGUGUCUGUCUGUGUCAUGGUGUGUGUGUCUCUGUCUGUGUCAUGGUGUGUGUGUGUGUGUCUGUCUGUGUCAUGUGUGUGUGUGUGUGUGUGUGUCUCUGUCUGUGUCAUGGUGUGUGUGUGUCUGUCUGUUUGUGUCAUGGUGUGUGUGUGUGUGUGUGUGUCUGUCUGUGUCAUGGUGUGUGUCUGUCUGUCAUGGUGUGUGUGUCUGUUUGUCAUGGUGUGUGCGCCUGUCUGUGGCAUGCAAUGUGUGUCUGUGUCAUGGUGUGUGUGUGUCUGUCUGUGUCACGGUCUGUCUGUGUCAUGGUGUGUGUGUUUGUCAUGGUGUGUGUGUCUGUCUGUGUUAGGUAAUGUGUGUCUGUCUGUGUCAUGUAAUGUGUGUGUGUCUGUGUCACGGUCUCUCUGUGUCGUGGUGUGUGUGUCUGUGUGUCAUGGUGUGUGUGUCUGUCUGUGUCGUGUGUGUGUGUCUGUGUCACGGUCUGUCUGUGUUAUGGUGUGUGUGUGUCAAGGUGUGUGUCUUUUUUAAGGUGUGUGUCUGUCAUGGUGUGUGUCUGUCUGUGUCAUGGUGUGUGUGUGUCUGUCUGUCUGUGUCAUGGUGUCUGUCUGUCUGUCAUGGUGUGUGUGUCUGUCUGUGUCAUGUAAUGUCUGUCUGUGUCAUGGUGUGGGUGUCUGUCUGUGUCACGGUCUGUCUGUGUCAUGGUGUGUGUGUUUGUCAUGGUGUGUGUGUCUGUAUGUCAUGGUGUGUGUGUGUCUGUCUGUGUUAGGUAAUGUGUAUCUGUCUGUGUCAUGUAAUGUGUGUGUGUCUGUGUCACGGUCUCUCUGUGUCAUUGUGUGUCUGUGUGUCAUGGUGUGUGUGUCUGUCUGUGUCGUGUGUUUGCGUCUGUGUCACGGUCUGUCUGUGUUAUGGUGUGUGUGUGUCAAGGUGUGUGUGUGUUUUUUAAGGUGUGUGUCUGUCAUGGUGUGUGUGUCUCUGUCUCUGUUAUGGUGUGUGUGUGUCUGUCUGUGUCAUGGUGUGUGUGUGUCUGUCUGUGUCAUGGUGUGUCUGUCUGUGUCAUGUGUGUCUGUCUGUGUCAUGGUGUGUGUCUGUCUGUGUCAUGGUGUGUGUGUCUGUCUGUAUCAUGAUGUGUGUCUGUCUGUGUCAUGGUGUGUGUCUGUCUGUCAUGGUGUGUGUGUCUGUCUGUCAUGGUGUGUGCACCUGUCUGUGUCAUGCAAUGUGUGUCUGUGUCAUGGUCUGUCUGUGUCAUGGUGUGUGUAUGAUUGUCAUGGUGUGUGUGUCUCUGUCUGUGUCAUGGUGUGUGUGUGUGUGUGUGUGUCUGUCUGUGUCAUGGUGUGUGUGUGUGUCUGUCUGUGUCAUGGUGUGUGUGUCUGUCUGUGUCAUGGUGUGUGUGUGUGUGUCUGUCUGUGUCAUGGUGUGUGUCUGUCUGUCUGUCAUGAUGUGUGUGUCUGUUUGUCAUGGUGUGUGCUCCUGUCUGUGUCAUGCAAUGUGUGUCUGUGUCAUGGUGUGUGUGUGUGUCUGUCUGUGUCACGGUCUGUGUCAUGGUGUGUGUGUGUUUGUCAUGGUGUGUGUCUGUAUGUCAUGGUGUGUGUGUGUCUGUCUGUGUUAGGCAAUGUGUGUCUGUCUGUGUCAUGUAAUGUGUGUGUGUCUGUCUCACGGUCUCUCUGUGUCAUGGUGUGUGUGUCUGUGUGUCAUGGUGUGUGUGUCUGUCUGUGUCGUGUGUGUGUGUCUGUGUCACAGUCUAUCUGUGUUAUGGUGUGUGUGUGUCAAGGUGUGUGUCUUUUUUAAGGUGUCUGUCAUGGUGUGUGUGUCUCUGUCUGUGUCAUGGUGUGUGUGUGUCUGUCUGUGUCAUGGUGUGUGUCUGUCUGUCAUGGUGUGUGUGUCUGUCUGUGUCAUGUAAUGUCUGUCUGCAUCAUGGUGUGUGUGUGUCAUGGUGUGUGUGUGUGUUUGUCAUGGUGUGUGUGUGUCUGUAUGUCAUGGUGUGUGUGUCUGUCUGUUUUAGGUAAUGUGUAUCUGUCUGUGUCAUGUAAUGUGUGUGUGUCUGUGUCACGGUCUCUCUGUGUCAUUGUGUGUGUCUGUGUGUCAUGGUGUGUGUCUGUCUGUGUUGUGUGUUUGUGUUUGUGUCACGGUCUGUCUGUAUUAUGGUGUGUGUGUGUCAAGGUGUGUGUGUUUUUUAAGAUGUGUGUCUGUCAUGGUGUGUGUGUCUCUGUCUGUGUCAUGGUGUGUGUGUGUCUGUCUGUGUCAUUGUGUGUCUCUGUCUGUGUCAUGGUGUGUCUGUCUGUGUCAUGGUGUGUGUCUGUCUGUGUCAUGGUGUGUGUGUGCGUCUGUCUGUGUCAUGAUGUGUGUCUGUCUGUGUCAUGGUGUGUGUCUGCCUGUCAUGGUGUGUGUGUCUGUCUGUCAUGGUGUGUGCGCCUGUCUGUGUCAUGCAAUGUGUGUCUGUGUCAUGGUGUGUGUGUCUGUCUGUCAUGGUGUGUGCGCCUGUCUGUGUCAUGCAAUGUCUGUCUGUGUCACGGUCUGUCUGUGUCAUGGUUUGUGUGUUUGUCAUGAUGUGUGUGUGUCUGUAUGUCAUGGUGUGUGUCUGUCUGUGUCAUGUAAUGUGUGUCUGUCUGUGUCAUGGUGUGUCUGUGUCACGGUUUCUCUGUGUUGUGGUGUGUGUGUGUCUGUGUGUCAUGGUGUGUGUGUCUGUCUGUGUCGUGUGUCUGUGUCACGGUCUGUCUGUGUUAUGGUGUUUGUGUGUGUCAAAAUGUGUGUCUUUUUAAGGUGUGUGUCUGUCAUGGUAUGUGUGUGUGUGUGUGUCUGUCUGUGUCAUGGUGUGUCUGUCAGUGUCAUGGUGUGUCUGUCUGUCAUGGUGUGUCUGUGUUUCUGUCUGUGUCACGGUGUGUGUGUGUUUCUGUCUGUGUCACGUGUGUGUGUUUCUGUCUGUGUCACGGUGUGUGUGUCUGUGUCACGGUCUGUCUGUGUCAUGGUGUGUGUCUGUCAUGGUAUGUGUAUGUAUGUUUUUACUCACCUUUUUUUUCUCCCCCACAUCGUGCUGGUCUCCCCUCGACUGGCCCUGCCUCUAUGGCUGAGAUCAUCAAGCUUGAUGAUCUCAGCCAAUCCGCACUGACACAGGAAGCACCUCUAGUGACCUUCUGAGUGUCUGUCACUAGGAAGCAAUGUAAACACUGCCUUUUCUCUAAAAGGUAGGAAACAGGAGGGAGACUAAGACAUUUUGCAUGUGUGUGUGUAUGUCUGUAUGUAUGUGUGUGUUUGUAUGUAUGUGUUUGUAUAUGUGCGUGUGUCUGUAUGCAUGUGUGUGUCUGCAUCUAUGUCUCUCUGUAUGUGUGUGUAUGUAUGUGUAUGUAUGUGUAUGUGUGUCUGUCUAUAUAGGUGUGUGUCUAUAUGUAUGUGUGCCUGUAUGUGUGUGUGUGUGUAUGUGUAUCUGUUUGUCUGCAUGUGUAUUUGUAUGUCUGCAUAUCUGUAUGUCAGUAUCUGCCUAUGUAUCUGUAUGUGCGUCACUGUUUGUAUCUGUAUGAGUGUCAUACUGUCUGUUAAUGUUUGUCAUUAAGUGUCUGUUUAUCUGCAUGUGUGUCCGUGUAUGUAUCUGUAUGUGUUAUAUGGUGUGUAUCUGCAUGUAUGUCAGUGUGUGUUUGUCUGUUUAUCUGCAUGUGUGAGUGUGUAACUGUCACCUCACCACACACAAUGUCACCCCCCUUCACCCUGCCACACUCACAAUAACUCCCCAAUCCUGUCACUCACCCAUGCUCACCUCCCGUCACUCUGCCAUAUUCACCCUUUUACACUCACCUUCUCUAGCACUGUCACACUCAUUCACCAUCACUCUGUCACACUUGCUCCCUUUCACCCUUUCACAUAAGGCCCUCCAAUUCUGUCAUACUCUUUCCCCUAACCAUGCAACACUCCCACUGUGGGCAUGAACAAAGCACAUGGAGGGGUAGGGCUUGACAUUCCCAGGGCAAUUUUCACACCGGGCCCUGUGGUUUCUAGUUACGCCUCUGGCCUUAGUCAUGUGUUCUCUAGAAAAGUCAAAGAGGGCUUCCUAUUGAUGCUCGAUUAGGCUAGGUAAUUUGGUGCCAACUGUCAGAGCCAUUCACUAAACACCAUAUUUUGUCUGAAUGGACAAAAUUCCGUAAAAAUGGCCAAAAUCCAACUGGAAUGGCAAUUCUCAUAAUUACUAAUGGCAAUUGCGGUCAAGAUUCGGACGCUCUGGCCAAAUCUGUACAGGUUGGAAUCAUUUGGUGUUUGGUUUAAAAAUCAGUCCUUUUCGCAUCCACAACCUAUACAAAGUAUAGGAUUCAGAAUCAUAUAUAUAUUUUUUUAAUCAGGACCUUAAUGCAUCCAUCAGGAUGUAUAUUUGCAAAUUAACAUGCUUUUUGCAAGUGACAGAUAAUUUGAAGUACUAUUUGCUGACUAGCAAUGCUAGCAGACAGUAAGCAAAUAGUUUAAAAACACUGGCUAGCGCGAGGAUUAAAAUGAAACUAUAGUGCCAGCAAAACAAACUUGUCUUCCUGGCACUAUAGCUUCCCUGUCUGUCAAGGACCCCCAUGGUGCAGAAGUCCCACUAGUGGCUGUCUGGUAGGCAGCUACUAGAGGUGGAGUUAACCAAGAAAGCUAGUUAUUUCAGUUUAUUAAAACAGUUAAAUACUGUGAACAAUGUUUGAAGUCCGAAUGACUCCAAACAGCAUUGAAUGGUUUUGCUCCAUUUAGUAUGGGGGCCUUUCAGACUUUAUCGAGUAACCCUGUGUGUAAUAUCUCUGAUAUCUAGGCUAACUGCUGGCUAUCUAAUUUAUACCUAUUACUUUUUUUUUUUUUUUUUAAUUCUUUAUUUUUGGAGUGCAUGAAAAUAUAGCAAGAGGGCUCUUCAUGCCCCAACAGCAUUGACAAGCAUAUAACCAGCCAUAUGUUAACAGUUGGUCAGCAUGUGGAAAGAUCAGCACAAUUUUUAUAUAACAACAUAAACAGAUUUAGCGUUCCUGUCUAACCGAUCAAUGCAUAACAUGCUUGUUGGCAGGAACUUUUCUAGACAUGCUGGGUGAAAGAUUGCGGUCCAAUAGAGAGUGGGUGCUUACUACGGAAAAGGUAGGUUAUUUAGUGUGAGAUGCCUCUCUACGUGUAAUACCUAUUGAGAAAUAGUAAAAUAAUAGAAAAUUAAACACGCUUACAUCUAAGCAAGUUAGGUACACAAAAUGCUAUGAUGCUUGGUAAGUUAAGUUAGUGUUUAUACCUAUUACUUUUAAGGGAGGAUGGGGAGCUAGUGGUCUAUGGAACCAUCCAGAUGAUGGCUAGCUCUGACCUCACAUAAAAGGGAAAAUUGCUAUGUAUGAUGAUAAUGUUUUAAGAAACAUAUGUGAACAAUUGCACAAACUUUACCUUUAAUUGGAAACAAGAACAUUUGAUAUUCAGACUAUUACAACAUUUAAAUUAGCAUUUUCUGUAAACAAAAAAGGAGAUUUUCAGCUAACAAAAAACCCCACGGUAUGCAAUUCAAACCGCUGUACAAAAACUGGAUUUUCCAAAUGUAUGUUCAGCCCUAUUAUGCAAUUCCAAAGGUACACACCUUUCAAAAUUCAUUGAUUUUUUUAUUGCUGUAAAGAAAGACAUUCCUUCUAAAGUCAUUCAAAUAUUUCUGCUUUCACAGGGAGAUACUCACUAAACAAUGAUCUGCAGUGAACCAAACACCAGAUUGUAAAACUAAGACACAGCCUGGCUGCUUUAGACUGCAAUUCAGUUUUCUAUCCAUUUCAAUGCAAUGGCUAGUGCAUAAACAUUAUUGUUCUCAAUGCAGUCCAAUGAGACCUGUCUCUAUACUCAUAGUAGCAUUUAGCUUUGCUGGUGUUGCCAGCCCUGAAUCCAGAUUUCCAACCCUUCUGUUAAAUUAAAUAAAGUCAAAGUCAUAUCAAUCCAAGGUCGCUGAGCACAAUCACAGGGCUGAAACAUGAGAAUAUGUAUUUUGUGUACUGCACACCGUUCUUCACCCGGAGAUUAAACAUACUUCUGUCCAAGACAGAAAUUAACAUACAAUGAGUAUUUAUACAAUUAAGUAAUGUUUUGUGUACAUAAUUUUCCCUUAUCAAUAGCCUGAAUGCAUAAGGCAGAAGGUAACUGCUAUAAACUUUGAUCUUUCUGUAACACAUUAACUAACACAAAGCUUCAGUGUUAUCCUCACAGUGGUACCAAUGGCAUCAUCCGAGAUAAAGUCUCAAAGUCCAUUGAGCGCUACGUGCGACCAUAUCUAGCUCAGGAGAAGGUAAGUGUAGUUUCUAAAUUAUUAGUAAAUUGUUAUUUAAUCUGUGUUAUUAUUACACUACAAAAUAAUCCAUCUUUAAUUUUGUAUUAAAUAAACUUAGUUCCAUAGUGAUCAAUAAGUGCCAGCCAGGGGAUAGCUGCCAACCUUUUGCCCAGAAGGCAAGUGGAACGGAAUCGCUUUAAUUGUUUCUGCAUAAAACUCAUGGAUCUCUGUGUGGCUGGCCCUAUGUACACUGCACAUGUGGUAAAGAGGUUUAAAAGGUGGAGUCUGCUAGAUUCACGAAGUGUGACAUCUCAAGUGAUUGAGUCUCUUUCACAGGACCUAUUGACACCAAUGUCUCAUCUACCCUGCAGCCACUUGCAAGCACUGACAACUGUUUUUAUUUAGCAGACGAAUGAAGUGGUCUUGGUGCCCCCAGGUUUUAACACUUCAGAGAAACUGCUAUGUUUACAUUGCAGGGUUAAUCCAGCCUCUAGUGGCUGUUUUCCUGACAGCCGCUAGAGGCACUUCUGCGAUGCUGAAUGCAAAAAUCGCAUUCAGCAUGCAGAACGUCAAUAGGAAAGCAUGAGAAAUGCUUUCCUAUGGGCAUUUUUAAUGCGCGCGCAGCUCUGACCGUGCAUGCGCAUUCCGCUCCUCUCGGGAUCUGUCGUCGGUGUGGGAGGAGAGGUCACCAGCACUGAGGGAACAUGGCACUGGAUUAAAGUAAGUAUCUGAAGGGAGGGGGACCCUGAGGUUGGGGGGGACCUAGGGUUAUAUAGUGUCAGGAAAACGAGUUUGUUUUCCUGACACUAUAGUGAUCCCUGAGGUUGGGGGGGACCUAAGGGUUAUAUAGUGUCAGGAAAACGAGUUUGUUUUCCUGACACUAUAGUGAUCCUUUAACUGUUAGUGGAAGAGAAAUUACCCUGAUUUACAGGAAAACGAGUGUUUUCCUGACACUAUAGUGAUCCUUUAACUGUUAGUGGAAGAGAAAUUACAUUUACAUGGAGGGCAUACAUAAUGGGUUCUCAGUCAGUAGUGCAGUGAAAACCCAUGUGUGUGAAUUAAAUUUGCUUUAUUACAGACUUUAACCAUGUUCCCACCUGACUAAAUACUUGCUUACUGAUUUUUUUGUUUAGUACCAGGCUUACUAUAACUAAUUUAUUUUUACUUCUGUACAUAUUUUACUUGUCUCAUAUAUAUAGGAAAUUAUAAUUUGUAUGUAUAUUUUAUUUUUUAUGUAUUUUAUUCAACAAUGAUUCAUAGGUUAGUGUAUAUAUAUAUAUAUAUAUAUAUAUAUAUAUAUAUGUCAUUGUUAUGUAUAACUGUUAUUCUAUAUUGCAUAAAACAUUAAUAAAUAUAUUAGGGGAAAAAAACGUGCUUUAUUACCAUGGGAAGAACUGUUCAAUAGACUGAAUUUGUUUUUCUAUCAUUUACAAUAAUUAACUGUUCUUUUCUUGACAAAAAUCAGUUGGCUGGUUACAGCAGUGGUAACAUCACUGCCUCAGAACUUCUAAGCUAAUUUGAGCACGGCAUUUUUCGAUUCAAAACCGAAUCUGUGUGAUGGUAGAAUGCUACACUUAUUUAAAGUUGACAGCUAAUUUAUUAAAUCUUUGUGUCCAAUUAAAUUACUGUGAAUGCAAGCACAAUACUAAGCAUGGAACCUGCAAUUGUGAUAUAGACUUCACAAUGUAAUAUUUAUCAUUAUCCCUGUCAGAUGUAAUGACACACACUAACAUGCAGACGGCAGUUUAAGGCAGAUCAAAAUCACAUGAAAAUAACCAGAAGUCAGUUCCAUUUGUGUGAAAACCUUCUUUCACAAAUCUCAGAAAAUAAAAUGAUUUAAAAAGCAUCAUUAUACUUAAUUUAUAAACCGCCAACACAUUGUGCAGUGCUGUACAUAGGUACAAUUGGCACAAGCAAAAAAACAGAGGUACAAUACAUCUCAGACAAACUAAAUUUGAAAAAUAUACAGGAGGAGUUGAAGGCAUUAUUACUGUGAAAACUUACAAUCUAGAUGGAUGAAAAAUGAAAUAAAAAUUGGGUACUAGCUAGCCCUAACGUUAAAAAAGGGGGAUCCCCAGGACCUCUACUAAACAGAGAAUGUCCAAUAUCCUCCCAUUUUGUAUGAUGGAGUGAGGAACUACACAUCCAUGUAAUUAUACCAUUAGAUGGUAAAUUAGUCCUCUCAUUCCUACGAUUUCCAUUCUCGCAGUGAAACCCCCCCUCCCUAAUUUCUAUUUUACUUUGUGACCUUGGGGACUGUCCCUUGUUUCUCAUUUCCUUCAUCAUACAUGGUUUCUUUUCUACAGCACCCAUCAAUUAAUCUGCUAGAUUAUUGUGUUGUCUAUUGAUUAUUCCAGUCUUAGCUUGCACGACGUUAUAAGAGCAUUAUAUGGCUCUGAAAGAGUGUAAAUCAAUAUAUUGAUAUAAGUCCAUAGCCAGCUAAAAAGGAAAAUUAACUAAAAUGAAUACUGGAAACUGACAAAUUGCUUUCUUGUGGGGGGCGGGGCCUGACCUUCAAGGGAGCCAGACGUGCAAACUAGAGCUCCUGUAUUAAACUACGACAAAAGGGGAUUAAACCCAAUUACACGACCACCAUGACUCAACUUAAGUGUUCCCGAGAGCAGGGGACCCCCGGGCAUGUCGUGGCCUGCUGGUAGCAGAACAGGGGGGAAAGUGGCCAGUCUCCUUGCGCUUGGCUUCCGGACCGAGUCCAGCCCCCCACCCCCCCCCCCCCCACAGGACAUCCCGGUCCCCUCGGAUCUGACCAAGCACGCUUACAGACACCCACCAAGCGAGAACACUGCGCUGACUGCGAUCUCAAAAUGAUGGACUUCCAACACUGCGACACGCAUGAUGUGAGAGCCUACCAGGGUGAAUCCCGCGACUAUGUUACCGAGGCCCUUAUACAGCUCGACUAGACAUUUGCCAAAUUCUGGCUCAAGUUCCAGUGGCUCAUAGCGACUGGGCUCAGGAAAGAAACAAGACAUGGCGGACGACCGGAGGCGCAGGGGCCUACUCAGGGCGCAUCAAAAGAGACACCAAGUAAGCAACCAAAUGGCUUCCCUUCCAGGCCGAGAGCCACAAGGGGCUCGAAGCCCUGCAUCGCCCACAAAGACGGAAGAUGGAACGAAAGCACCUACACCAUCCGUCCACAAUGCAACAGGGAUAGACUCAGACACUGGAAUAUCUUUAUUCCAUCUCCUCUCCAUUUCUGUGGUAUCCAUAAGAGAGAAGUGCUAUCUGGUUAUUGACAUCCAUGCCUACAAUACUUAGAGCCAGUUUAAAAGGCUCUAAAUAAGGUGAGCAAUUUGAGCUUAUACAUUCUAUCUGACUGCUUUAUCAUUUUGAUCAUACCAUCUGCACCAAAGAAUUCUUUUUUUUUUUUUUUCUAUGUUUCAUUUGGAGAUAUAAUUUAUCAACAAAAGAAAAGAAGAACGCUCCUGUUUUUAAGGUUCUAUUGCCUACCUUUACAGCAGCCGGAAGAUUUUUUACAUUGCAUGAGUAUAUGGAACUUUCUUUGCGGUUUCCUGAGGCUGGUGAGCGGACUAACUACCUCCACAACAAGUUUUGCUGUUUUUAAAUUGCUAUUAAUAAAGUAUACUUACCUGAGAUCUGGAUUGCAAGCUUCUUUUCCACGGAUCCCACGCACUCUAGGGGCUGAUCCUCCCUGAUUGCUAUAGCAACGAGUGGGGCUUUUACCACUCCAAUCUUGUGAGUGUAAUACCUUAAGGGCACCUUAGUUUGCUUUAUUUUAUAUAUCUAUAAGUGAAUUACUACGCUGCACUAGGAGCUCUCUUUCUGUUUUUGUCUCCUUAAUCAGAGUGAUUUCCAUGUUUGCAAGUAUACCUACAGAUUGUGCUUUGUUUUACCACAACCACUUUUUGUGGUUCAAUUACUUAUAAUAUUUCCACUCUAUAUACACCACUUUUAAUGUACACCGGGUGACUUUCACUCUCUAUAAGAUGUCCAUUGUAAAUACCAUUUUUGUUGUUGCGCACCAUCACUACUGUAAAGUUUAUCAAAAUAAGUCACUCAUCAUUUAAAAAAUAUUCAGACCUCCUAGUGUCCAUGUUCAAAGUGCCAUAUGAAGUGUCAUAAUCCAUGUGAACAAUCAUGUUACUAAACUUUAUGUUAUUUAAUGAUCUUAAUCAUCUCAGCCAAUAAAAUGCUUUCCCAUCUGUUAGACAUAGACACCCACAAGAGACAGGUUAACUCUCCUGCAGAAUGGCAAUGUUUCCAGAUGCAAUGUUAACACGUGGGGCGCAUGGCACUCAGACCAUUUCAUUAAGAUGAAGUGGUCUGGGUGUCUAUAGUGUUACUUUAAGCACAUAAGAGGUCGGGCCAUCUUGGGUAACAUACAUGUCCUUCCAUCAGAUGAUGAUCGGAUAAGUAAAUGUGUGAUGUGUUAUAAAGAUCUGUUGGCCGGAAAAUUUUAAUUAUUGCUAUAUGUGCAAUCCGUUUGAUGUCCAUAAUAACAUACAGUUACAAAUCUUCAGGCCAUAUGAAUUAAUUUAUUAUUACUCAACUUUCUAAAGCAAGAUCUUGGCGUCUAGCCUAAUAAUUUUUGUUUAAACAUUGCUGUUUGAAAAAUUAGACCUAGAACACAGUAUAAAUCUUUAGAGCGCCUAUAAUAAUGGUUGUAUGGCUUUUUACCAUUUUUAUUUUUAACAUGCAGGUUACACAAAAUGACUGA